GCAUGCGGCGGUAUCGUGUUGGCUGGCGGAGGGUCGGGUCACGGCCAUCCGGAGGACGGAGCAUUCAGCUCUCGCCACUCGUCCAAUGCCCCUGUAGGAGGAUUUCCUCCACGACAGCAGACGCCGACUCUCGUGAUCGCAUACGGAAAGCUUCCUUAAAAUUCCUUUGGAGCCCAUCAUGUCCUCGACGAUUCCUGUAGCUAGGCGCGCUCACCAGCACUCACUCUUAUCGAGCUCAUCCUUCGAAAGCCUACAAAAUCUCUCUCCCGUACCGCGAGCUGCACUCGUAUCCUUCUACAGAGCUACUGCGUAACCCAAAAUGGAAGGCUCCGACGUCUCGGAAAAAGCCGCCGAAGCCCCGAUGGGCAGCGGCCCUGACGACAACAUCGUGGAUUGGAACGGGCCAAACGAUCUUGAAAAUCCGCGUAAUUGGAAGGCCAGCAAGAGAUACCUGCACGCCAUUCUCCUAAGCAUGAUCACUCUAAAUGUCAACCUCGCUUCGACAAUGUUCGCUCCCGGAGCGCCGCUGUUGAUGAGAGACCUAAAUAACACGUCAGAAACGAUUGGUACGCUGACUGUAUCCAUCUACGUGCUUGGCUUCGCGCUGGGGCCUCUGGUUCUCUCGCCUCUCUCCGAAAUGUACGGCCGACUCAUCAUCUACCAAUCUACCAACUUCAUUUUCCUCGCUUUCAUGCUGGGGUGUGCUUUGAGCAAAGAUAUAACAGAGUUUCUUAUCUUCCGUUUCAUAUCUGGAUGCGCAGGCUCGGCACCCUUGACCAUCGGAGGAGGUACUCUCGCGGAUCUAUUUCCACAAGAAGAGCGUGGUAAAAUGAUGGGCCUCUUUGCGCUAGGACCACUUCUUGGGCCGGUGAUUGGGCCUAUUGCUGGGGGAUUUAUUGCAGAGGAUAUCGGCUGGAGGUGGACGUUUUGGGUUCUACUCAUCAUUUCUGGCGUUGUCAACGUCGUCGCCAUCGUUUUCAUGCGUGAGACGUACGCCCCAGUAAUCCUGGCCCGCAAGACUACCCGUCUUCAAAAAGAGACUAAAAACCCUGCGCUGCGCUCGAAGCUUGACACAGGCAUGCGGACCCAUCACCUCCUCGCGCAAUCGGUCCUACGGCCCUUGAAGUUAUUGCUAUUCUCACCAAUCGUUUUACUCCUCAGCCUUUAUGUCGCGUUCGCGUUCGGCCUCGUCUUCCUCCUCUUCACUACUUUCCCACUUGUUUUUAGUGAGCAAUACGACUUCGGCGCUGGCGUUAUCGGCCUCUCAUAUCUAGGUAUGGGGGUCGGGUUCUUUUUGGGCCUUAUCGUAUUUGCUACGUUCAGCGACAAGAUUCUCAAAGCAAAAGCAGCCAAAAAUGAACGCCCGGAAGCACCAAGUACCCCAUCACAAGGCGAUGAGGAGAGCAAGCCUGAAGAGGAGAACGCCAGCGCGCCUCCGAAAUACAAGCCGGAGCUAAGGCUUUUCCUGAUGGCUUGCCUUGCUCCCGUACUCCCAUUUGGAUUCUUCUGGUACGGCUGGUCAGCUGAAGAGAAGGUGCACUGGAUCGUUCCAAUCCUCGCUACAGGACUUAUAGGAAUUGGCCAACUCUUCAUCAUGAUGCCAGUCCAGACCUAUCUAAUCGAUGUUUUUGGAGACAGAGCAGCCGCUUCUGCUCUUGCUGCGAACACACUUCUUCGGUCGCUCUUCGGCUCUUUCCUACCAUUAGCAGGUCCCCAUCUAUACGACGCCCUAGGCCUGGGAUGGGGAAACAGCCUACUAGGCUUCAUCGGCCUCGCGUUUAUGCCUGUGCCUUACCUCUUCUACCACUACGGCGAGACGAUCAGGACAAAACACCCUGUUCAUCUGUAGAGUUGAACUUGCUGUGUUCCUUCAUGUCGGCUUUCUUUUUUUCGCACUCGCGAUGCCCGCUUCUCAUUUGCAUUUUAUACACGGCACAUCUCUUUUUGGUCUACUUUCUUAAGCUUCUCUACAAGCUAGAGUUAAGAGCAUAC
Trematosphaeria pertusa is the source of this 1992-nucleotide messenger RNA. RefSeq names its product MFS general substrate transporter. NCBI's taxonomy places the organism in Eukaryota, Fungi, Ascomycota, Dothideomycetes, Pleosporales, Trematosphaeriaceae. Bases 320 to 1849 code for a protein of 509 amino acids. The record is from RefSeq and is a predicted model, not a curated record. Gene Ontology annotation, biological process: transmembrane transport. Gene Ontology annotation, molecular function: transmembrane transporter activity. The transcript is spliced from 4 exons.